AUGCAGGUUCUGGUGGACAAUGGCGUCGUGCAGGUGACGCUGUCCAAGCCUGGGGGCCACAUCACUGGCGUCCGCUACAACGGCGAGCGCAACCUGCUGUACUACAAUGGAGAUGACAAUUCCGCCGGCUACUGGGAUGUGGUGUGGAACUUUCCUGAAUCCAAUCAUCCAAGAGGCAUGAUCGAUAUGCUGGACAGUACAGAAUUCAAAGUAGUAUCGUCAACUGAAGAUCUAGUGGAGCUUUCCUUCAGGAGCACAUACAAUCCAUCGCUUCAAGACAGCGUUAGGCUAAACAUCGACAAGAGGUUUGUGAUGCUGAAAGGUAGCUCAGGGUUCUACUGCUAUGCCAUCUUUGAGCAUCUCCGAGAAUGGCCUGCUCUCAACAUUUCAGAGGCUCGCCUCGCCUUCAAACUGAACACUGGCAAGUUCAACUACAUGGCGAUCUCAGACGACAUACAGAGGUUCAUGCCGAGUGCGACAGACAGAGAUGCACCUCGUGGUGUUCCACUGGCAUACCAGGAGGCUGUCCUGCUCGUUAACCCUAAAGAGCCACAGUUCAAAGGAGAGGUGGAUGACAAGUACGAGUACUCGCUGGACAACAAGGACAACAAAGUUCAUGGCUGGAUCAGCAGCAGCCAUCCCAACCCCAUGGGGUUCUGGGUCAUCACUCCCAGCAACGAGUUCAAGAGCGGCGGCCCACUGAAGCGCGAGCUCACCUCCCAUGUCGGCCCGACCUCCCUCACAAUGUUUCUUGGAACGCAUUACGUCGGGAACGACAUCGUUCUGAAGAUCGAGGAAGGCGAGUACUGGAAGAAGGUGAUGGGUCCAGUGUUCAUCUACCUCAACUCGAGCCCGAAGAGAGGAGAUCUGCAGGCGCUCUGGGAAGACGCCAAGGUGCAGGCGGAAGCGGAAGCUAGCAAAUGGCCAUAUAGCUUCCCUGGAUCGCCAGACUUCCACAAGGCGGAGCAGAGAGGAUCGGUCGCCGGCAGACUACUCGUCAGAGACAGGUACAUGAGCAGCGACGACAUGGCUGCUGGGUUGGCUUAUGUUGGCCUGGCCUCUCCUGGACAACCCGGUUCUUGGGCGACAGAGAGCAAGAACUACCAGUUCUGGACGAGAGCAACACCAUGCGGCAGAUUCAGCAUUGGCAUUGUCAGAGCCGGAGUGUACAAUCUCUACGCUUGGGUUCCUGGGAUUCUUGGCGACUACAUGUACACCUCGCAACUAACAGUAACACCUGGAUGUAGCAUCAACCUUGGUGAUCUUGUGUUCGAGCCUCCAAGAUCAGGGCCGACGCUGUGGGAGAUGGGUGUCCCGGACAGGAGUGCAGCAGAGUUCUUCAUCCCUGAGCCCAACCCCAAAUACAUCAACAAGUUGUUCGUCAACAAAGACAGGUACAGGCAGUACGGGUUGUGGGAGAGGUACGCCGAGCUGUACCCCAACGACGAUCCCGUCUUCCAGAUCGGCGAGAGCGACAUCUCCAAAGACUGGUUCUUCGCGCACGUCACAAGAAAGCAAGGCGACGGGUACACGCCGACGACGCGGCGGAUCCAGUUCACGCUCGACCACGUCGAGGCAGACGCCACCUACACGCUCCGCGUCGCACUGGCGGCGGCGCACAUGUCGAGGCUGCAGGUACGGGUGAACGGGGCGGCGCCGCUGACGACGGCGGCGGCGAUCGGCGACGGGAACGCGAUCGCGAGGCACGGGAUACACGGCGUGCAGUGGGGGCUGGAGUUCGCGGUCAAGGGGUACAUGCUGGUGGAGGGGGAGAACGUGGUGAGCAUCACGCAGACGAGGGCGUUGAGCCCCUUCUUCGGCGUCAUGUAUGACUACAUCCGGCUGGAGGGGCCGCCGCCUUUGUGGCGAGAUCCUACGACGAUGACGGGAGGUUGACGACGAUGAAUUCAUGAUCACGUACAUUUGCUAGCUAGGGCUAAGUAGAGAGUGUGUAUUUGGAUUAGUGAUCUUGUAUUA
This is a messenger RNA of Oryza brachyantha (malo sina), 1977 nucleotides long. Its product is annotated as rhamnogalacturonate lyase B-like. The coding region runs from base 1 to 1896 and encodes 631 amino acids. Lineage: Eukaryota; Viridiplantae; Streptophyta; Magnoliopsida; Poales; Poaceae. The transcript is spliced from 10 exons. Gene Ontology annotation, molecular function: carbohydrate binding; catalytic activity. The record is from RefSeq and is a predicted model, not a curated record. Gene Ontology annotation, biological process: carbohydrate metabolic process.